CUCUAACAAAUCCAUAUCAUUCUUUUAUUCUCCAUUGCUACAACAUUUUUCUCAAUCAUGAAUAUGCUUAGAGAGAAUGAGCCCUUAACCCAUAACCAGAAGAACUACUUUUAUAACAAUACUACUGUGUCCUCAGAGAACUCAUUACCCUAUAAAUUCUCUUCACCGAAGCCACUUGUUGAGGUUGAGAGGUUUCCACCAUCCCCGGACCCUACCAUAGUAAAGAAGCUUAACCACAAUGCCAGUGAACGUGAUCGUCGCAAGAAGAUCAAACGCUCGAUUGCUUCACUUGGUUCGCUUCUUCCGGUGCCACAUCAAACGAAAAAAUUGAGCGUUCCGAACACAAUUUCCUUAGUCGUAAAAUACAUACCUGAGUUACAACACGAGGUAGAAGGAUUAAGUAAGAAAAAAGAGGAGCUUCUAUCGAGGAUUUCCCAGCAAGGAGAUGCAGUGAAGAAACAAUCUCAAAGGAAGAUUUCCCAACUCAAUUCUGUUUUUGUAGUUUCUGCAACUAGGCUCAACUUUAAUGAGGCUGCUAUUCAGAUUUCAUCGUAUGAGGUUUACAGGACCCCACUAUCUGAGAUCUUGCUGUUUUUAGAGAAUAAUGGAUUUUGUCUGCUAAGUGCUUCUUCCUCUGAAACCAUUGGAGGGAGGGUCUUCUAUAACUUGCAUUUACAGCUUUCCCACUUUCUUGUUUCUACCUCUGUGGGGGCUCCUCUUAUAUCCUUAGAUCAAUCUCCCCUUAUUAUUCUUAGUGACUGUGCUUCCUCUUCUUCCAUAUCGGAUUUAGAUCUCGACAGGGCAUCAAAGGCAGGGCCUUCAACUUCAGGAGUAGACGAUUGCUUUGAUUGGGAAUUGUUGGAGAUCCUUAAUAUGUGA
Molecule: messenger RNA, 879 nt
Organism: Gastrolobium bilobum
Lineage: Eukaryota; Viridiplantae; Streptophyta; Magnoliopsida; Fabales; Fabaceae
Product: transcription factor ORG2-like
Exons: 4
Coding region: 58-879 (273 amino acids)
Biological process (GO): regulation of transcription by RNA polymerase II
Cellular component (GO): RNA polymerase II transcription regulator complex
Molecular function (GO): DNA-binding transcription factor activity, RNA polymerase II-specific; RNA polymerase II transcription regulatory region sequence-specific DNA binding; protein dimerization activity
Source: RefSeq, a predicted model, not a curated record